AUGGAGGAGUGGAUCAUUGAAGAGGAGGUGCUCCUGGCCGCCAGCUACUACAACGCGCAGUCCACCAGCGGCGUCGGGAGGUCGCGCGCAGGCACUAGUGAUGAAGUGCCGAAGGCAUAUCUGCUCCUCGGGGACGAAAGUGCCAAGCAUGUGCAGACGCCGGUGGCAAUUGACGUCCGCGUGGAUGCAGGAUCGAAGCAGCUCAUGUGGGACGCAAGCCUAGUUGCAGAGCGCGUUCGCCUGGUGCAGGUAAUACACACGAUGCAGACCGUGGUUGGCUUGCUGGUUGCAGGUACGGGCAAAUGCUAUAGCACAUUCGUCCUCGAGAUUGCUGCGCGCUGGCCCGCAGUACACAACGUCUUCACCUACGGUAGGGACGGGACUCUCCAAUGCCUGGAUCUGACGCUUGGCCGCCAGGUGGCGUACGUGACGGCGGCGUGCGGGAUGCGCAAGUACCUGCCUCAGAAACCGGCGAAAGCGGGCGGCAAAGAGACCGACCUCGAGGAGCAGAGCCGCGUGCUGGAGGCGCUGCAACAGAAGGUGGCUCAAAUCGUGACCUACCUAGAGGGUAUCGAGGGCGAGCUGGAGCUGCCGCAGGAGGAGAUACUUCGCCAGUGCUGGCUGCUGGUCUGUAGGCUGCGCAGACCGCCGUCGCGGGACAUCGAAGAAGAGAUAUUGGCGUUGGAAACGCAGUGCCAGCUUAUAAAUGUUCUUACUACACAGUUCGAGACGUCAAUGCUGCUGGACUAG
Eremothecium gossypii ATCC 10895 is the source of this 750-nucleotide messenger RNA. Its product is annotated as ABR066Wp. Bases 1 to 750 code for a protein of 249 amino acids. The record is from RefSeq and is marked provisional. The transcript has a single exon. Lineage: Eukaryota; Fungi; Ascomycota; Saccharomycetes; Saccharomycetales; Saccharomycetaceae.